AUGUCGAGCACACCGGAGAGAAGGCAAACGAAGAAGAUGGUCGACGUGUGUUUCUUGAUACACCGUGGAGUGUUGGCCGGAACUUGGCUUGCUGUGUCGGUGGAUCUGGGAGCAUGGCCGGGCAUGCGCUUCGUUGCUGUGGGAGCUGCUGGUGGCGACACAGGCGAGAUCAGGGUGGAAUCGGUCAGAGCUGGAGGCCCAUAUCUCCCCGUAUCUGCCAUGCCGAAUGAGUCAGCCAUCUGCCUGACCUCUUCAGCACUCGUGUGCUCAUUGACACUCAUAGCCCUUUCGCCCGUUCGGCUUCCAAGCAAACCCUCUACAUCGCCCAGUCUCUUCUUCAGAGCUGUGCUCUCCUUUUAUACUUUGCUCACGCCGGCGUUUGUCUUGCUGCCUUGUCGGAACAGGAUGUUGAUGUCCUCGGUGUUGCCGGGCGUGGCAUUGCUGAGUGCAGGAAGGUUCAAGCCGGCAUUCGUGGUUGCGGUGGCCGCGGUGGUCGUGCCAGUCGGUCAUCCGGUCGACGUGUGGCUGGCAGCGCGUCUUGAGGGCCGCGUCGCCGUUGGUGGUCGAGUACCUGGCCGUGUUUCCGCAUUAGACGUUGUGACGGGGGGUGCCGCGGCAGCGAGGAUGUGGAACCGCCUGGCUCAGAUAGCACUGCAGCCGGCUAUCAGGAGUGACCGGCUCGAGACAUGGCGAUGCUUCUGCCUGGCAUCGUUAUGUUGCUGUCUGAUGCUCAUCGAGAGACUUCCUCCACCAACCUCCUCACCCUCUGCAGCUUUUCCCACCUGCCCAGCAUGUCUCCUGUUCGGCCACAUCUUUGUCAACCUCGGCGGCAGUCGUCGCUCUAUGGCGCUGACUGCUCGCCCUACCUGCGAUGCAUCUGAGCAAGGGGUUGUCGUCCAUCGUCCGUUGCGUCGCUUCGGGGCUGACUUAGAGCUGCUGGUUCCUGAGGAAGCCGUCCACAGACUCUGUCAUUACCGUUCGCCAUUUCUCAGGGAUCGCCGUGUCUUCGUUUGGACGUGGUGCAUCUGUUGCAAGAUUGGCAUCCAAAUUUGUUGCGAAAGCCUUCCGAGACUCGACGUGGUCAACGACCAUCUGCGCCCGCAUUUUCAUGGUCCUGCCCAAGAUCUGGCGCGUGUGCUCGAGCCGGCGCACUCAGUUCUCAGCAAGAUGGCCUCGCAGCUUGUGGAGAUCCUGCUGACGAUCAUGCCUAAGCGCAUGAUGCGCAUGCAGGAAUUUGCGGGACCGAUCAUGUCGAAGAUGCUCGCGCUGGAGAUUGAAGCCCAUACCCCUCAUCUGAUUCAGCUCCUCUCUAGUCGGCCCGCUACCUCUAUCUCCGUAUCAAUGCUAUCGUCCACGGCCUACUUCCUCCCCGCUCCUCGAGCUCGUUCUGGACAAAUGAUCUGGGCCUUGGAACUGGAGGAAGCUCGACGCUGCGGUGUUGCUGAGGCAGUGAGGUGGGUCGAGACGUUGCAUCUGGCAAAGAUAUGGCGAGACAUGUAUGGUACAUUAUGUCUUCAAUUCGACAGGAUCCUUUCUCACCAAUACUACCAUCACGCAGCCGCACAUCUCUUUGAACAGCAAGCACGAAUACAACCAUUGCGACAACGUCUCACGCAGUCAUAUUUUGGAAAUCUCGAGGCCGGGACAUCCACCACGAAGACACGCAGACACAAUCUUGAGCAACGGAACGGCCUGGAAUACCGCCAGAGGAACAGCACACUUAACACGCAGGGCAGCUCUGGAAUUCUCUCCCUUAAAGCAGCCGGAGUUGACAUGACCUAA
This is a messenger RNA of Dothidotthia symphoricarpi CBS 119687, 1782 nucleotides long. RefSeq lists its product as uncharacterized. The transcript is spliced from 7 exons. The record is from RefSeq and is a predicted model, not a curated record. NCBI's taxonomy places the organism in Eukaryota, Fungi, Ascomycota, Dothideomycetes, Pleosporales, Dothidotthiaceae. The coding region runs from base 1 to 1782 and encodes 593 amino acids.